Molecule: messenger RNA, 1520 nt
Organism: Paramecium octaurelia
Lineage: Eukaryota; Ciliophora; Oligohymenophorea; Peniculida; Parameciidae
Source: the annotation of a GenBank genome assembly
AUGAGAUCAAGGGGUUUAGAUAAAAAGUAAUUAAAAGUAUUAAUAUAUUUAUCAAUAGUUGUGGUAUAACUAUGUUUAAAAAUGUGUGAACAAUUGGAAUUAUAAAAUUGAGAAGCAGGUUUAAGAUUUCAUCUCAUAAAAUCAGCUUCUUGAAAGUAAAAAUGAGCUUACUACAUUUUAAAAAGAAAUAAUUAAACUGUCAAUUUAAGUUGGGCAUAAGUAAUUAUAAAAAUAUUUAAAAUUAUAUUUCUUUCAAACCCCUCAUAAUUCUUGCUCGUCAUUUGUUACUAAUAAUGAUAAUGAGAAUUUCAAAAUAAGCUUAAAAAAUACAAAUGUAAAAAGAAAUUUCUAAGAUUUUGCAAAGGUAUUAUUAAUAAUUUCAUACUAGAAAUAAAUUAUUGAUGGUUCUUUGUCUUUAAACUAUAUUGAUUCAGACGAUGAUGAUCAACCUGAAUUCUUAUAAUCCAACCUAAACAAAUCAUUUAAUUUUUCACAUCCUAUUUCACUAACCAAUAUACCAACCUAAAAUUAAAAAAAUAAUCCUAAAAAGCCUCAGUUUUAAAAACAAGCUUCCUCCAAAUUUAGCAAGCAAACUUAUUGGGUUAUACCAGAAAAUAUGUUUGAAAGUGUUGAGUCUUAAAGGGAUAUUUCUUGUUAAUUUAAGGGGGUUGUUAAUCGUCCUAUUUAAAAUUUAAAUGAAAAAAAAUUUAUUUAAGCGCCGAUAGUAUAAAUUUAUGGGUUGAUUCAUCAUCUCAGUGAAAAUCUUCCUUUAUUAAAAUAAACUGAGAUUGGAGAUUCAAUGAAAAGAAAAAAAGAUUAGUUAAAUCCUUACCUCAAAGAAUUUAUUGAUUAUAUUUCUUAGACAUUUAGCAUACUAGAUAAUCUAUUUUACAAUAAUAGUAAAGUAGUAAAUACUAGCUAAGGUUCUUAGAAGUAAUAAUUUCAUAGUCCUGAAAAAUAAGCAUCAAAGGCGAAAUUAAAAUAAAUAUUUUCAUCCUCAUUAAAGGAAUCUUUGAAGGAUAAACAUUAUGAAGAGAAACAAAUAGAGCUCAAGGAGUUUUAUACUAUUUUUGGACUUGCACUUAAUGAUCAGGAUGAGCUUCAAACUUAUAAUUAGUUUCUGAAACAAGAAUCAAUCUUUUUAUUUAAUUGUAGCAUAAUUGCCAAAAGACUUAAAUAAUACAAUCUAGCAUAGAAACUCUUAUAGAAAAUAAACGAUAGGGUUAUUUCGAUUCAAGUUUCUUAUUCACUUUUAAACUUAUAUAAGGAUGAAGCUACUUAAAUAAUUUAAUUGUAUUAAUUUAUAAAUACGAAAUAGAAUUUAAAGUAUCAUGAUGGAUUUCUUAGAGUGCGGGAUCUCUAAAAUAGUAUCAAUCCCUCUUUGGAUUGAGAUUUAUCUGGUUAGAUUAAUAAAAUUAAAAGGAUGUAAUUAUGUUUUAGGAUCGCUAUCUGCUCUAGAAGAUUAUGAUACUUUUUAAUUAAUGAAAAAAAUAGUCUUGCAAACUGAAAACUUACUUUGA